Molecule: messenger RNA, 2543 nt
Organism: Trichoderma asperellum CBS 433.97
Lineage: Eukaryota; Fungi; Ascomycota; Sordariomycetes; Hypocreales; Hypocreaceae
Source: RefSeq, a predicted model, not a curated record
CGCGCGCAAAACUGGCCACCGAAGGAUAGGGAUUGCAGAUGAUUAUUCUCUCAACAGCCGCCAUCAACAACAAAAGGCAUACCAUAUGAGCUUUGAAUUAGUUCGAUUGCGACUCUUUUUACGUUGCCUCUUUUAGCCUUGUUUUCUAUGUCUCUUAUUGCUUAGGAGACUUUGCAGGCAAUAUUGCGGCUCAUACUUUACCCUACCGCGCAACUCUCUAGCAUUUAUUACUUCCUAACUGCGGCUUCCGUGAAAUGGAGAGAGGCCGCAUAAUCUCCGAAAAUACAAUUGGAAAUGGAAACCUUUUCAUUCAGGGCAAUGUAAACGUUAAUAGCUACGCAGAAGCCUCGCAGAGGCAAGGGGAGAACGACAUUCUAAAACGUCUCUAUAAAUCGCCAUAUAAAGAUCGAAAAGACAGAAAUCCGCCACGAGUGCUGGGUACGUGUGACUGGUUUGUGUCGCAUGAGCACUUUCGAACUUGGAAUGAGAGCAACUCGUCAACCAUGCUCUGGGUAUCUGCGGAUCCAGGGUGCGGAAAGUCAGUGUUAGUAAGACACUUAAUCGACUCUGUUGUUCAGAAUACGGAGUAUAGAACUGUCUGCUACUUCUUCUUCAAAGAUGACUUUCCGGACCAAAAGAAUAUAACAAGCGCUCUCAGCUGCAUACUUCGCCAGAUAUUCAUUCAAAAACCCUCUUUGCUAUCCGACAAGAUCCUGAAAAACGAGCUUUGGAAAAUCCUGAUGCAGGUAGUAGAAGAUGAGAAUGCAGGCGAAAUCAUCUGUCUUCUCGAUGCGAUUGACGAAUGCGAGGAUCAGAGUGGCCAGGGAAGAUCCGAACUUCUUAAGGCGUUGUGUACGCUAUACGGAGCCGAAACUAGAAAGAGUUCAAAUCUAAAGUUCCUCCUCACUAGCCGGCCAUAUGUUGAGAUUCAUCGCAGCCUUCAGCCGCUACAGAUUCCAGGGCUGCCGGUGAUCCACUUGAGUGGUGAAAGCGAAGAUGAAAUAGAGAAAAUUUCCCGAGAAAUUAACAUUUACAUUAAUGCCAGAGUCCAAGAUAUAGGGAAACGGCUGCGGCUUACCCAAAGCGAAUGUGAUCUGCUUCUACAAAAGCUUAUGCAUGUUCCUAAUAGGACUUACUUAUGGGUAUAUCUGGUCUUGGAUUUCAUUGAGAAUAGCAUCAAUGUUAACGACAUGAUGAUAAUCGAGGCUACUUCAAAUAUCCCUACGACAGUUGACGAAGCAUAUGAAAGAAUACUUUCCAAGAGUUUUAAUACUGGACAAGCCAGGAAGGCAUUGCAUAUUAUUGUCGCAGCGGCACGACCUUUAAGUCUCAGGGAGAUGAAUUUUGCACUAGCCUUAGCUGACGGCCACCAAUUAUCCUAUGAUGAUCUUGAUCCGCUAUAUGAUGAUCGUUUUCGCGAAACUCUACGAAAUAUCUGUGGUCUUUGUGUCGUGAUUGUUGACUCAAAGAUCUAUCUACUUCAUCAAACUGUGAAGGAGUUCCUUGUUAAAAAGGAUACUGUACCAGCCAUCGGAAGUGAUUGUGGAGGUCACGAAUGGAAACAUUCAUUAGAACCACAUGAAUCUCAUCGUAUUCUUGCCGAAAUAUGCAUCUGGCACCUUGUCGCUGGAUUGAAGAUGGUAUCUGGCUCACCAACCCAAAAUAAUUGGCGUGGAAUCUUUCUCGACUACUCUGCGAAAUAUUGGACAUCACACCUCCACCAGACCACCAUUGAAACACAGUCCAUGAUGACUAAAUCUAUACUAACAAUCUGUGACGUUAAUUCGAGCUGUUGCAAGGCGUGGUUCAGCAUGUAUUGGACCACGACAAAUACAGAGUUUCCUAAAGGGUUUACUACCCUUAUGAUGGCAUCAUAUUUCGGACUGAAUUUUGCAGUUGUUAGCUUGCUUACCAUGGCUGAUAUCGACCUAGAUACUCGGGAUCAUACAUAUCAGCGGCCAGCAUUAACUUGGGCUGCAAGAAAUGGCUUCCAUUUGGUUUCUAAGCUCCUCCUCAGCGGUAUCCACCAUAAGCUAUGGACUUUCAAACUGCCGGUCAAGAAGAGACCAAAAGUCGACUUACAAGACAUAUACGGCCGAGCCCCAUUGACGUAUGCCGUUUGGAGUGGGGAUGUCACUCUCGUCCAAUUGCUAAUCAAGGCGGGGGCGCGAGCGCACUUGAGAGAUGAGGUCGACGGAACGCCAUUAGCCUACGCUUUCUGUAACGGAAAUGUUCACAUAAUUGAUCUCCUUGCCAAGAAACAACGUGCAAUCGAUGUUGAGGGUGAUAUUAACCGACUACUGCUUUCUGCUGCCGAAAAGGGGCAUGAGGAAGUGGUGGCUCUACUACUCAAGACGAAUAGAGCCAAUAUUGAGGCACGAACUGAGGCACGAACUCAAUAUCUCCACAUUUGGGAUAAGGGCGAAACAGCUUUAAUGGUUGCCUCCCGGGGUGGCCACGAGGUAACAGUGAAGUUGCUGCUUGAGGCAGGAGCAGAUAUAAAUGCUAAAAAUUCUUACGGCAAUACAGCUUUAAUAUAUGCC